GCACUUUUGAUUGGGGGCGGUGAUGAAUGUAGAAUAUGAUAAGGAUAGGGCAAUAUUACGGGCGUGGUUAGCGUUGUAUUCCCGCAACGAAACAGUUUCCAUCUUAUCCUGGAAAACCUUAUCCCACCCCCAAACCUUGCCAGAUUCCUCACCAAAAUUUCAUCAAACUCACACUCGCUCCAUCGCCGCUCGAUUGGCAAAUCUUUCCAAUUCUCGACAAGAUUGUAGGAAAAUGGGUAUUCGUGGACGAAGUGGUAGUGAUCGCCUGAGGACAAUUUGGACACCAGAAAUGGAUCGUUAUUUCAUUGACCUAAUGCUAGAGCACGUCACCAAGAGGAAUAGGAUAGAUGAUCAUUUAUUCAGCAAACGAGCAUGGAAGCACAUGACAUCAUUGUUCAAUGCCAAACUCAAAUUCCAAUAUGAAAAGGAUGUUUUGAAGAAUCGUCACAAAACACUGAGAAAUCUCUACAAAGCCAUAAAAAACCUUCUUGACCAGAAAGGGUUCAGCUGGGACGAAACACGGCAAAUGGUGACAGCUGAUAAUAAAGUUUGGGACGAUUAUAUCAAGGUUAAUCUGCAGGUACACCCUGAGUCACGGUCGUACAGGAUCAAAACCAUCCCAUACUAUAAUGAAUUGUGCGUGAUAUAUAGAAAUGCAACUGUUGAAGGAAAAGCUAGCCUUUCUAGCGAAAACGCUAACAUUGACAGAAAUAUACGUGGAUCAGAAAUUGGUGGAUCGUUGGAAGGUUUAGAAUCUCAAGCUCCUUCUGUUGGUGAUGGAGAACUAGGUGAUAAUACGAAGACAGAAUUCACUCCGCCAAGUAGUGUUAGUGAGGGAGCUGUGGCGGUUCUUCAUGAAAUCCUGAUUGAUGAAGACUAUGGCACGUCUAUGUCAAAAGCCAGUGACAAUUUGAUGCCGCAAUCUAUAGUAGAUACUGGCUCGAGGAUUGGUACUCGUUCAAGGACUUAUUGGCAACCACCAAUGGACCGUUAUUUCAUUGACCUCAUGCUAGAGCAUUUGCAGAAAGGGAAUCAAAUUGAUGGUCUAUUUCACAAACAUGCGUGGAUGGAGAUGAUUGCCUCGUUUAAUGCUAGGUUUGGCUUUAAGUAUGACAUUGAGGUUUUGAAAAAUCGAUAUAAAACUUUAAGGAGGCAGUAUAAUGUUAUAAAGAAUCUUCUUGACUUGGAUGGGUUUUUCUGGGAUGAAACAAGACAAAUGGUGGCGGCUGAUGAUUGUGUCUGGCAAGAUUAUAUUAAGGCACAUACAGAUGCACGACAAUACAUGACCAGACCAGUGCCAUACUACAAAGAUUUGUGUGUUAUAUGUAAAGAAUUGAGCAGUGAUGGAAGAGACUCUCACUCCGGUCAUAAUUUAAGCCAACAAUAUGAAGUCACUGAAAUCAAAUUUGAUAGAUCAUUUAAGGCUUUCGAAUCUCCAGUUGCAUCAGUUUCUAGUGAUGAUCAAGUUGGUGAUGUACAGGAAUCCUCACAUGUGGGUUUCAAAAUCAGUGGCUCUGAUCAAAAGAAGCAUCACUUAGAAAACCUUCCAUACCCUGCACAUUCCAAGAAAGCACGGGGCAAGGAUGAGGGCAUGGCUAGCGCUCUUCGUGAGAUGGCAACUGCAGUUUCUUGUUUGGCAGAUAAGAAAAAGGAUGAUGAGGAAUCAAACUCAAUCUCUGUAGAGAAUGUGAUCGAAGCAAUCCAGGCUUUACCCGACAUGGAUGAAGAACUUGUUUUGGAUGCUUGUGAUUUUUUGGAGGAUGAAAAGAAAGCGAAAACAUUUUUGGCAUUGGAUGUUAAACUGAGAAAGAAGUGGCUGAUUAGGAAGCUUCGUCCGCAACCGUUGUAGAGAACAUUUUUGUGCAGUUGGUUCUGUAGAGCAUUUUUCUGAUUGAUAUGAACUGGCUUUGCUGUUCACCCUGUAGUGAAAAUUAAUGAAAUAACAAAUGUCUUGAUAGUGAAAUUUGUUUUUAUGGUC
Molecule: messenger RNA, 1978 nt
Organism: Camellia sinensis
Lineage: Eukaryota; Viridiplantae; Streptophyta; Magnoliopsida; Ericales; Theaceae
Product: L10-interacting MYB domain-containing protein
Source: RefSeq, a predicted model, not a curated record